ACGAAGUGAAGAGAGUUUUUCAGUUCAAGAAGCUAUCGAUGUAGGUAGGUGGAGCGGUUGUUGAGGAAUCAACACCGUAUGGUCUAAGUGAAAGUUGGAUGAUUUUGGAAGAGAAACAGAGGGGACACGAGAUACGUAAGGGGAAAAUGUGCAGUUACUUCGAAAAAUACCUCAUGUGUCGGUAAUGUGAAGUAAUUUACCUUAACUCGUAAAAGUUCUAUGCAGAGUAACAUUAGGCUUGCGCUCUUGAAAGUUAGCUAGCCCAGUUCGUCAUGGCCACAAGAGAAAUACGACAACACAGGAGGCCUGUUAUGCAUAUCAAGCAAGAACAGGACGACGAUUCGGAUGCAGAGGAACCCCACCUCGGAUUAACGUUAAAGAGAUCUGAUGGACGGGAGAGUCAGAUCAUUCACAGUGGUCACUUCAUGGUGUCGUCCCCGCAUACCGAACACCCACCCAAAAAAGGAUAUGACUUUGACACAGUUAACAAACAAACCUGUCAAACAUAUCACUUCGGAAAGACCAGCAGGUCCCACCUUUCCAUUGAUGCAUCGUUGACGAAAUUAUUCGAAUGCAUGACCCUUGCAUACAGUGGGAAAUUAGUAUCACCAAAAUGGAAGAACUUCAAAGGACUCAAACUCCAGUGGAGAGACAAAAUACGCCUCAACAAUGCUAUCUGGAGGGCCUGGUACAUUCAGUAUGUGGAAAGGAGGGAGAACCCUGUGUGCCGAUUUGAGACUCCUCUGGAGGGCAACAUUGAUUGUGACAUCCGACCUGCAGAGGCAACUGAAGUAAAAUAUGUGAAGAGGAGAAAAGAGAUAGUUAUCCGCGAAUACCACAAAUGGAGAGCCUACUUCAAGAAGAGGUUGCAGCGACACAAGGAUGAUGACCUCUCCAGUCUCCUCAGGGGGGCGGAAGAGCAGUAUUCCCUGUUUGGGGACGCUUUCCCCGACACCUUCCGUAUGUCCUUCUGUCAGGAUGAGGAGAUGCGCCGCGUCGGCCGCAGGAGCCACGACUCACCUGUGCCCAUGGAAAUGGACCCUUUCAUCGACAUGGACGUACUGAUGUCUGAGUUCUCCGACACGUUGUUUUCCACGUUGGCAUCCCACCAGCCUAUCGCCUGGCCUAACCCCAGGGAAAUCGCCCAUGCGGGGAAUGCUGACAUGAUCCAGCCAGGUCUCAUCCCACUGCAGCCAGACUUCACAGACGAGCCCUGGCAAGAUUUGUUUCACACGCUCCGACCUCCAAUCUUCCCCUUCAGCCCACCAACACCCUCAGCCUCAGCGCAAAUCGCACUGCCCAGCAGCAGUUCCCAGUCACAGGCCCCUAUGCUCCCGUCUAUGCCCCUCCCUUCAGACCUUCAACCAAUCAGCCUAGACCACCGCCUUGUCUCAUCCCCUGGGCUGCCAAUCACCCCAGGAUUGACCAAUCAGAGUGUCCCCCGGGACCCUAAUUCUGCCUACUCUCAGAACUACAUGCCUUUGUUCGGUGUGCAAGUUGCCUCUUCCCCUCCUCAGCCCCUCCCUCUGGCAGCAAUACCCCCCUCUCUGCCGUGCCCGGCCGUUUCGGCGGAGACAGCAUCCCUGUUGCCAGGUGCUGGAGAUGGCACUGGGCCUCCACUGUCUGUCAUCACACACACAGCGUCGUCUGUGGUCACCCCCAGUAACGCUGCCACCACCUUCAGCCAGGGCACGGAGCUCCCCUCGACGCAGUUAGCCCCCGACCCCCUCAGCCAGAGCCUGCACCAGCCCCCGACCCAGCACCUCCCCCAGACUGCACCACAGGCACUGCCACAGACUCUACCUCAGCACCUCGCCCCCAAGCUGCCGCAGUCCCUCCCCCAGAGUUUACCCCAGCCGGCAGCCCAGCCCCCACUCCAGAGCGCCCCUCUCCCACCCCCGGGGCCCUCCGUCCAGCCUCAGGCGCAAGCCCAGGCAGUGGCCCUGCCCCCAGCCUUCAUCCAGCCCCGGCCUGUCGGGCCGGUUUCCAGCAAGAAGAGCCGGCACGCACAGCGCAUCGCACCCGCCAGCGCCCGGCCCUCAACCCAGCUAAUCUUUACCGCACCGUUCCCAGGGCAUACGGGGGCUGUGAUUGUCACUCCGUCCACUGUGAAGUGCGACUCUGUCCCCACUGCAGGGGUGGUCCUUGGCUCUCCAAAUGUCGCCCGGGGCUCUGCUUAUCAUCUUCUUCCUCAGACGCAGACGAAGUCUCCCCAGCCCAUAGUGCCUAAGGAGGAGACGGCUGCCUCCACUUCCAACAGCAAAACACCCACUCCAUCGCCCAGCACUGGUCUGGAGGGGCGCUCGUCUGGGCAGGGGUCUCCAUGUGGCUUGGAGCAAGCAGCCAGCCCGCAGUCUCCUCUCAAUUCCACCGUGCUACUCAAGAACGAGAACAACCAAAGCCGCCGAAUUAAUCACAUCUCUGCGGAGCAGAAGAGGCGCUUCAACAUCAAUAACGGCUUUAAGACUCUCUGCAGCCUUGUACCCACACUAAAGUCACAGUCUAACAUCAGUAAUGCGGCCACGCUUCAGAAAACGGUGGAGUACAUCGGGAAACUGCAGCAGGAGAGACAGCACAUGCAAGAGGAGAGCCGCAGACUGAAGGAGGAGAUCGAGGAGCUCCACGCCUCCAUCAGCUUGUGUCAGAAGCAGCUGCCAGAUACUGGUGUGUCCCUCACGCAGCACCACUUUAACCACAUGAGGGAGAAAUAUGACGAGUACGUCAAGAACCGGACGCUGCAGAACUGGAAGUUCUGGAUCUUCAGUGUGAUCAUAAAGCCACUGUUUGAGUCUUUUAAUGGGAGCGUGUCCACCAAGAGCAAAGAGGAGCUGUGUGAGACAACUCUACAGUGGUUGGACCGCCACUGUGCCCUUCCAGUGCUUCGCCCCAUGGUUCUGGGCACUCUCCGACAACUGAGCACAACCACCUCCAUCAUUGGUAACCCCUCCCUCCUGCCAGAGGAAGCCAAGCAGGCCGUCACCAAGCAGCGUGCUGCAGAGCCCUGAGCCUCCUCCCCGGGGUCCCGGUCAACCGUCCAGAUAAGGACUCUGCCGAGGUGUAGGGCUGCCGGUUAGGAUGCCCGAGGCGCUGGACUUUGCCAGGCAAAUGACUCUUUGAAGACCAGCCCUGAGGAUUUUGUGUUUUUUUUUUUUUUUCCCCAGUUACCAAAAGAAAGGGAAAAUAAAUUCAUGCCUUGGAGAGGUGGGGAGAGCGAUGAGAUUCGGGUCAGAGGAGGAGCUUGAGUGGAUGGUGUAACAUGGAGCUUGACUACAUCUUCAUGUCUGUUCUCCGACUUUUUUUUAAGUUACUGAAACAAGCAAGGUUUGUGACGUCGAGUGCUCCAAUAGGGAAGUCUCCUCAGAGGGAUCUUUACUCCACUUCUCUGUGAGCUGCUUUUAUUUAUUUUGCUGUUUUAAGGACACACUACACACACUUCAGAAGGUAGGGUAGGAGAAUGCACGCCUGAGAAAAAGCGGUUUUCUCCCCCGUUCCCUCUGAUGUGGAAGCUGGUUCCACUUUGCACUGCUUGGUCCCUUGGGCCUCCAUGUACCUGGUUGUGGGAAAAGAGGUGGAGAGCAGAGCAGACGCUCUUUCGUCAUUCGCCACUCAGGGGCUUCCUUGUGUUCGGCCUUCCACCCCCUUUUUCUGUAUGGAAACCAAACCUCAAUAUCUUUUUGGUGUAAUCUCUUGCUUCUGGGCAAGAUGUGAUGUCAUGUGCCUCAGCUUCUUAACACUGGGGCACCAGAAGCACAAGCCGUGUGUGUGUGUGUGUGUGUGUGUGUGUGGCCUUUGUGUGUGACUUGGUAAAGUCAAGUCUUGUAGACACUGUGAAUGUGCAAGGAAAGGCCUUAAUGGUUUGUUUGCUGGUUGUUGUUUAUCUUCCUCCUGCUCAGGGACACUGUCACAGAUCACGCCAUCACACAGGAAAUUGACUUGCAUAACCUCACUUCACAGGAAAUCUCGGCACAUGGCUCUUGUCUAUGGCCGUGAGCAGUAACCCCAUUCACGAGCCCUGCUUAAUGUACUAUCAGUAUUGGUUUAGGCAGACCACUCACUUUCAGCUCACUCUGAGCAAACCUUUCAAAACAAAGCUCAGGCAUGCAAGUUAAACAUGUAAAUUGUACAGAUGUGCGAAAGAAAUAAAGACUAAUGUUUUGAAUUGUGUUUUCGGCUAGGUUUCACCUCUGUGGUAACCAAGCGAUCAGUCUUAUUUCAAAGUACAGUUCCUCUACCAAAGUUGUGGUCUAACUGAGGCUUGGACGUCAGAGAAUUAUUGAACUUUAGAAGAUUAUAUUUUUCUAAACUCUGCUACCACAUCCCAGCUAUUGCCAUCAUGUUUGUGUGUGUGUGUGUUUUGUUUGACUGUGCACAUGUGAAUGCAACUCAAUGACCAUUUUGGUUUAUUGCUGAGUGUGUGAAGUCAUUGCUCGAGGAUUUACUGACUCGGCCCUCAAAUUAUCUGAUCUGAGGCAUCUUCAGCAAGCCUGCCAGGCCUGUUUGGCAUUAACAGACCGCCACCGUUGACCCAAGCUCCCCUCACUGGCCCUAGCCUUCCCUUCUCUCUCUCUGCAGUAGUACACACGUCAGGUUUUAGACAUUGCCGCAAGCAAUCACAAUUUUUCACAAUUUUCCCAAAUCUUUCACAAUUUUCUGUUUGUGUCCAGGGGACGAGUAGGCAAUAAAGUAAGUCCAACUCCUCCAUGGCCUCUUUGGUACUUACUAAUAUGAACAAAAACAUCAAUACUGCUCCGCGUGAUCUCAUACACACAUGUGAACACUUAAUCAUUUUGCUUUGUCUCUUUUUCCUUUCUUAUUUUAUUAUGAAAAAGUCAAAUUGCUUACGUUUUGGAUAGUAUCAUGUUUUGUCACUCAUGAGAAGCUCUUAAGUUUGCCCAGGAGGAAAAGCCCUGCAUUUUAUCUUUGGUUUGUUUUGGAUGGAUUGUGUAAUGCAAAGACUGUGGAUUUUACAAAGGCUGGAACUAAAUUACAGUAUUGUACAUAUUGUUUUGUCAUUUUGUUUCUGUCCAAGUAAAGAAAAGCCUUUUUGUAA
This is a messenger RNA of Alosa sapidissima (American shad), 5050 nucleotides long. Its product is annotated as MLX interacting protein. Bases 273 to 3005 code for a protein of 910 amino acids. Gene Ontology annotation, cellular component: nucleus. Gene Ontology annotation, biological process: regulation of transcription by RNA polymerase II. The transcript is spliced from 17 exons. Gene Ontology annotation, molecular function: protein dimerization activity; DNA-binding transcription factor activity, RNA polymerase II-specific; RNA polymerase II cis-regulatory region sequence-specific DNA binding. The record is from RefSeq and is a predicted model, not a curated record. Lineage: Eukaryota; Metazoa; Chordata; Actinopteri; Clupeiformes; Clupeidae.